Pocillopora verrucosa is the source of this 4223-nucleotide messenger RNA. RefSeq lists its product as uncharacterized. The record is from RefSeq and is a predicted model, not a curated record. Lineage: Eukaryota; Metazoa; Cnidaria; Anthozoa; Scleractinia; Pocilloporidae.
UCGAGAGCGAGUUGUUUAGUUCGUCAAGGAUUUCGUGUGAGUGUUCUGGAAUUUGGCCUAUGGGGUUUAUAUCGUAAAUAACUAAGAUACGAAAACUUCCAGAGUUGGUUUACCAUUUUAAGGAUUCAUUCAGUUACAAUAUCUGGUACCAAACACAAAUUUCCAGCCGCGGUCAUUUAUAGUGCAUCAAUUAUACAGUUCAAGUCUUUUGUGUCUUGCUGAGCCCUUGACUGGUUAAAAAAGCUGCAUAUUAAAAUCUAUUGUUUAGAAUAGCAUGCCGAAAGAGAUGAUAAAUGGCUUACCUAGGGAAUCACUAGUUCUCAACAAAGUUGCAAAGCCCAAGAGAGUUGUUUCUGCUUUCCAUCAAACCAGUUUACCCAGUAGUAUAGUUAAGCAGAAUAAUACAGAUUUGUUUGUCAGAGGUGAUGACACUCAUGAGAAUGGUAAUGGAGUGGAAUCAUCUGGAACCCCACUUGUUAUGCGGAAAGAUCGUCUUGUUCAAGAGAUAGAAAACAGUCUAGCAGAAAUAGAGGACCAUUAUUCUAACACCAGCAAAUUAGAAGAAGAGAGGUCUGUUGUUGAAAUGGAAAGGAACUCUCUGCUGAAAGAUAUUGAAGAGACAAUAACAGAAAUUCAGAAUCAUGUGCUGAAUUCAUCUGAUGUGGCUUUUGAGAAAGAGGCUCUGCAGGACGAGUGUGAUGGUUUGCGUGAUCAAGUGGAUCAUUUGAAAACACUUUUAGAUAAUUCAGCUGGCUUGGAAAAUGGUGAUGAGAAUGAUGAUUUGUCCCAUGAAUUAAAGCAACAAAACCUUGCUUUGAAAGCGGAUAUUGAGAAGUUAACUUUAGAAAAUGAACAAUUAAAAGGCAAAGGUCAGAAUACUAAUAUGGGUGAUCAUACAUCAAAUUUAUUGGCCAGAGAACUGGAAUUGUUACAUGAUGAAAAUGCAAACCUGAAAAAACUUCUUCAAAUGGCAGAGGAAUCAGAAGGCAGUAUUACUAAAGAACUGACAAAUGCUCAAUCAAAACAAGCAGAAAUGCAAAAGCUGAAUGAAAGCUUAAAGAAAGAAAAUAAAAAGCUGAAAUCCUUGAAAGAACAACUAGAAUUAGACAGGGAAGAGCUUGAGGAAGAGGUGGAUAGUUUGCAGAAGAGGUUGAGUAACAGUGGGGAUCAAAAUGGAAAUGUUGUAAUGCUGAAGGAAUCAAAAGAAGAUCUAGCUAAAUCGGAAAGAAAGUGCACCCUACUUGAGAAAGAGAAGAGUGCUUUGACUAAGAAAGUUGAUCAACUUGAAAAAGAAAUACAGCAACUGAAGGAACAAAAAGAAAAGGUAUCAGAAAAUGCAUCGCCUAAACCCACUCAGAAUGUUCUACAGUUGAAGUCAGCUCUUGAAAAACUGAACAAGGAAACAUCCACACUUCAUGAAUCACUGGAAAAGGCAGAGAAGGAGAUAACAUCUCUGAAAGAAGAUCUGGAAAAGGAGAGGGAAGAGAAACAAAAGUGGAGAGCAAGUGUAAGUGAAAAGGGGAAAAAGCAGAAAAGUAAAAAAGACAAAGAGAGUGAAGUUAGUAGAACUAAUGAUGAUCACAGCAGUGAAGUGGAAGCUUUCAAGAAAGAAAUUUAUAAUUUGAAAAGUGAAUGUGAGUGUCUGUCAGAGACUGUUGCUAAGACUGCAAAUGAAAAACGUCAAAUGGCUAAAGAAAUGGAAGCACUUAAUCAAGAAAAGACAAAACAUGAAUCAAAACUUGUUGAACUUGAAGGGAUCAUUGAGGAGUUAACAAAAAUCAAGACAGAGAAAGAAGAAUUAGAGGGAACAUAUUCAAAUCUAAGAAAUCUUCAUCAAGAACUUGCUCAGAGGCUACAAAUCGCCAAUAAAAGCAACACUGAAAAAGAUGAAAUACUGCAAAGAACUUCAAGUGAGAAACAGUCAGUUGAAAAACUGUGCAAAGAAUAUGAGGACACCAUUGAAAAGCUAAAGAAUGACUUAGCCCUAUCCAAUAAAAAUUUAGUAACCAAAGAGGAGGAAAUAAAACUGAUCAAGAGAAAUUUGGAUGAUCAGAAGAGAGAGUUGUCUGCAGCUUGUGAAGAAGAGAAACAAGAGAAGCAUAAACUUCAUGAGGAAAUACAAGAAAUGUCUGCCAGAUUGAAAUCUUCUGAGGGAGAGUUAAACUCUGUACGUCAGUCUCAGGCAAGUAAAGGAUCUGAACUUCAAAACUUAAGAAUUAUGGUUGAUGAGAUCCGAAAAGAGUUAAAAUUAACACAACAGAAUUUACGAGAGACAGAGGAAGCAAGACUUGUUGCAGAAGAAAAGGCUGAUUUGGCUGAGAAGGCCAAAGAGGAUUUGGAGAAGUCUAAUGCAGUUUUCAAUGAUAUGGCUAUGGAGAAAUCUCUAGAGCUCUCUCGAAUGAAGAGGAAUUUGGAAAAAAAGGUGGAGAAGCUUACAAAAGAAAACAGUGAACUGCGGAAGAAACUUGGACUUGACAUACCAAGCUCAACCAGGUCUCAGUCACCUCCAAGGCUGUCUCCUGUAGCUGUUCAAAUGCAGAAAAUCCCAAGCCUCGAUGUGAACUUGGAACACCUUUCUAAACCAUCCCAGAGACAACGCAACAAUGGUCUGCAAAGGCAGUCUCUAGAUCAAAGUGCAUCAUCUCUACAGAGGGCUGUAAAUGGUCCAGUGUCUGAUAAGAGAUUAAGACGCUCAAGUGUGGAUAGUGACUCUGCUGUUGAUUACCAGAAUCAAAGAAAAUAUGUGGAUGAUUUUGUAAAACCUCUUCGAAAGGCAGAAGUUGUUAAUUCUGUUCCCUCAGAAUACAAGGUUGUUGCUUCUGAAGCUCCUUCAGUUCCCCCAAAGCAGCAGUUCACAAGCUCUGUUGUGCAUGUUAUGUCAUCACCAGGAGGUAGUCAAAGUUCCACAGCAGCAAGAGAGGAUUCUGGGUUCCAAAGAGCAAGUUACGGUAAUCAUUGGAGAGAUAGUGAAAGAAGCAGGGAAGAAAGAAGAGUUGAGGAACAGAAAUGGGAGGAGAAAGAAAGGCCACCAGAAAACACAGUUAAACAAGACAAUAGUGAAUCUGCAUUUCAAGUUGUAGGAUAUCGGAAAGGUGGAAAAGUCAUUCACGAACACUGGGUGUGACAUGAAACACAUUACUCUGAAGGAGACAGUUUUGUUAUAGGCCUUGUGAGAACAGAAAAAGAGAUUGCUAACAAGUUAUGAAUUCUUCUCAACAACACUUUUGUUCUUUGUAUGUUUUUGUGUUUAGAUCAGGAAGAUACUUAAAAUGACAUACUCUGACUACUAAAUAUCAUCACUUACAUAUCAAAGAAACAGAUGUUAUCAUACACAGUUCUCCCCUCUCUCCCCUCCCCCCACCUUCAUUAGGGUUGCAAAGGGGUUGCACAAGGUUGCUGCAUAUGUCAUACAUACAUUACAUUGUUCAAGAACAAUAGGCCAUAGAGACUGUUUUGACUUUUUCUGGCAUCCAGUUAUAAUUUAGCAUCUAGUCUGAUUAUGUCUAAAUUGCUAUUUUGCAUAUAAUGUAAAUCAAGGGACUUUGAAUCUCUUUCUUUCAAAGAUAAUACAUGACAGAAUCCAAUGGAUUGAAUGAAAAGCAAUUGACUUAUCAAUAUUAACCAAGCAGCUCUGUUGUUUCAAGAGCAUUUCAAGCCAGAUCCCUGAAACUGCUGUGAAUCAGCAAUUGUGUCUUUUCAGAGUAGCAUCUAGAUGUGUAGGACAUGGGUGGAAGCAAAUUUUCAGUUAAUAGAGGAUAUGAACAGUUAAAAAUAAUGUGUGAUUAAGCUGUGUCAACAUUUAAUGCUGUUUUCAUGUUGUUGUACAUUGUAAUUGAAUAAGGAAAUCAAGUGAUUAAGGCUCUCUUAAGGAACCCUCCUGGAAGAUGCUCAUUUGUAACAAACCUUUUUCAUGGGACAUUCAUUACAUUUUGAUAAAAAACACUGGAUCUCAUUUUAUUACAAAGCUUUUCUUGCUUGGGAACUUGAUGUCUCUUUGCUAGAGGAUUUUAUAUAUCAGUUCAUUGCCAUAUGUUAGUUUGUAUAUCACUUGCAAGAAGUAAGUGCUCCGUCAGUCAAUUUCUCAUAAAUUAUUGUUAGUUAUUUUUCACCUAUGGAAUUAAAGGGAUCAGGCAAUUAAUUUUUUGUCUAAUGAUUUUGUUACUGCAGGACUUCAAGGCAUUUUUCUCUUAUAAUGCAUAAUUUGCAUUAUUGGUGCUUAUUUC